Messenger RNA from Daphnia magna, 2392 nucleotides. Its product is annotated as UDP-N-acetylglucosamine transporter. Gene Ontology annotation, molecular function: UDP-galactose transmembrane transporter activity. The record is from RefSeq and is a predicted model, not a curated record. The transcript is spliced from 8 exons. Gene Ontology annotation, cellular component: Golgi membrane. Gene Ontology annotation, biological process: pyrimidine nucleotide-sugar transmembrane transport. Bases 1194 to 2249 code for a protein of 351 amino acids. Lineage: Eukaryota; Metazoa; Arthropoda; Branchiopoda; Diplostraca; Daphniidae.
AUGUCAACAUCAGUCAUCACGCAGUUCACAUUCAGCACAGGUGAAGGUUGAAAAUUGAAACCAAGGAAGACAUGUGUCAUUAUACCUUUGAUUUGAUCUAGUUUGUGAGCCAAAAAAAUAAUCUUUAAACUUUUAAAAUCCGAACCAUCCACGAAAGAGAUCAUCUGCACUGGAAUCAUUCGUUACAAAUUACCAGAAGGUUAGUGAUAUUGUUACGUUACAUUACGUCAUGUUGUGUAUUGUUUGUUGUUUUGUAUUGUUUUCCCCAAAAGUUCGUUUCACAAAUUAUAAAUUGACCGAAAAAGUUUCUCAUCUGGCCGUAGACUCGUGCCCCAAGUUCAGGUUGCAUGUUCCAUGUUUGCAUUUACAUUGCUUCGAUCCCUCUAAGCCUCAUUCAGGGCUUUUAAUGAUUAACAGUAGACGCCUUAACCACUAGGCUUGGCCGUCCAUGUUAACUUGAUUUUGAGAAACGAUUUAUCUUUCGUCCACAAUGCAGUUAGUAUUAUAGAAGCUUUUUGAAUAUCGCUAGGUCCUUUCGAUCAUCCUUUAUUAAAUUAACUUGCCACUUUGUACAUUUUUAGUAGUCUAGUUUUUUUAAAUAUGGAUUGCACGUACUAACAUUCUUUAAGAUGAAAAAAACCCGUUUCCGCAGAAAAUCUCCUCAGCACCCUCCCCUUGAAAAAUAGGUUUAUAAUUUCCAGCACGAAUCCAUAAUUUUUUGUGUGUCCUAUGGGGUAACCCGUCCAUAACCAAUCGUGCUCAGCCACAAGGUAUCAUACAAAUAAAGCUAAAUGUAUAAAAUUCAAACAAUAUCAUUCAGUUUAUGGUUGUGUAAUCCGUUCAUUUCGCAAAAAAAAAUAAAUUUUGCCAUAGCACACAUUAGUUAAUUAAAUUAAAGCACAGGUAUAACAGCCGCAACAGGUGCCACAUAAAGAAGAAAAUUAACAUUGUAGUUUGAGAAUGGUGGCUAUGCAUGGUAACCUUGGCGAGGAAGAGGUGAUUACGGCAAACGCCUCAGUCCAUACAAAAAUAACGGGUCCAUCAAUCAUCUCACGGGUGCUGCUAUAACAACGACGGAAGCCACGUAGACACAAAGCAAGUGGCUUUAAUGGAGCGCAGCUGGCUGUUAACCUAACUCUUUCCGAAAUAGUUGUUUCUCAUUCAUUUGAUUCAAUUUGAUUCACGUGAAAGCUAUGGUGGUUUAUUCCAAGCUCUAUAAGAAAAUGUCUAGAUCUUCAUCAGUCAUUCGUUAUGGCUUAUUGCUACUAUUAACAAUGCAGAAUACAGCGACAGUGCUCUGUUUACGGGCUUCGAUGAUCAACGCGUCUACAUCAAGAAAUAAGUACGUCGUAUCAACAUUGGUACUUACUAUGGAAGUAAUAAAACUCUUGCUGAUUCUCACUAUCCUCAUGACGGUGCAGCUGAAAUUUUCCAUACGAAAAACAGUCCAGCUGCUCUAUAACGAAAUAGUAUGCCGACCACUUGACACCAUUCCCUUGGCAUUGCCAAGCUUGUUGUAUGUCGUGCAAGACAAUUUGAUUAUUUAUUCACUAUCAUGUCUCGACGCAGCCACUUACCAAGUCACUUAUCAAGCAAGAAUCUUGACGACCGCGUUGUUUGCAAGGGGAUUGUUAAAACAAGAAUUGCCAGUUAAAAAAUGGCUUUCUCUCUUCUUAUUAAUGCUCGGGGUAAUUUUGACACAGCUUAAUUUCAAUGAAGAAAGUGGUGAUUUCAGUUUCCGUUCCCAAAGAGAAGGAUCGGUUUACGUCUUCGGACUUAUAGCGAUUAGCUGCGCUACGCUGACUAGCGGUUUUGCCGGAGUUUAUAACGAGAAACUCAUAAAAAAUGGAAAGCAAUCGUCUUUGUUAAUAAGAAGCCUUCAACUGAGCUUGUUUUCUGUUUUCUUCGCCUGUUUAGGCGUUUUAGUGAAAGAUGGUGGUACUGUUACCAAACAAGGCUAUUUUCAUGGAUAUAGUCCUUUUGUGUGGUUAAUAGCAACUAUGCAGGCAUCCGGAGGAAUAAUAGUUGCUGGCACUAUAAAGUAUGCAGAUAAUAUUUUAAAAACAUUUGCCACUUCGAAUUCAAUUGUUUUAUCUUGUAUUCUAUCUUAUAUCAUACUGGAUGAUUUUAAUCUAACACCGACAUUUAUUGUCGGAACUUUGUUCAUCCUAUUAGCUACGUUUUUGUAUACGACUGCCAUCGACAAGCGAAGUCGAAAGCUAGAGUUAACAGUUUUGUCAGAGUCAUAAUCUAUGACUCUGUGCCAGGCCAGAGGGGGUAGGGAUCAACGAAAAUUUUAUAAAACCUUUAUUGAUAUAUAAAAAAAUAGUGUUGUCUCAUUCUAAUGUAGUCUGGAACACUAUUCAAAAAUACAAUUUCAUUGUGCAAAUAA